AACGGCAGACAUUGUUAUUCCAUCUGUCCUGGCCGCUCAUUGUCCAACCUGCCUGCUUCUUGCUCUGGAAGACACUUUGCACGCAUGGAGCCGCCGUGCAGACUUUGGCUCCCGAUUUCAAGCCCGUUUCACCUGUAGCGUUUUUCUCCUCUGCUCAGCGAAGAUUAAAAAUAUGUGGAAAUGAGACCCUCACAUCUUGCUGGCUCCGGUGAGUGAGAUGAGCCCCCACCUUUCUGCUGGCUCAGAUGAGUGGAGCUUUGUGAAAGAGCGCUGCUCCGCCCGGUGUGCUGGAUGUCUUUGACGGAUCCAUGGGCCAGAAGGACCAUGUGGAGGCGGGAACGGGCCACAUCCUGGAUCUGGGGCCGGACCUGGAGUAUCUCCACGUAGCCGGGGCCGACCGGCAGGCUGGCGGCGUCGACGAACCCCCUGCUAUGGAUGAGCAGGGGGAGAGCUUCACCAAAAAGGCUACGCUUGGUUCUCCUCCGGCGACAACGCCAGAGGAGAGCGGCGAGCGUGAUGGAGAGGGGAGGCCGACGCCUGUGGAAGAUGCAGACGGAGGGGAGGUCACGCACACCUUCAGCAAAAACAGCCACCAGCCGCUGUGCCGCACGCCGUGUGUGGAUUUGGGGACAGAAGGACCUCCGGAGUCUCCGUCUGAUCUCUCAGGAGAACCCGAGCAUGAAUCGCCCGAACCCCCAGCCGACCCCACGGCAUCAGAACCAGAACCAGAACCAGAGCCCACGCCGGGAGGGAAGGACUACCAGACCAAGCUGGAGUUUGCCUUAAAACUGGGCUACUCUGAGGUGACCGUGCGUCAGGUGCUGUCCAAGCUGGGGCCCGACACCCUCAUCAACGACAUACUGGGCGAACUGGUCAAACUGGGCACCAAGUCGGACGGCGAGCAGCCAGCGGCAGCCUUGACCUCUACCUCAUCAUCUUCAUCAUCGUCGUCUUGCGGCUGCUCCGAUGUGCCGGAGAGGUCGGACUCGCCGUUACCCUCAGAAUCUCUCUGCGACCAGGACAACCUGCGGCCGAUCGUGGUGGACGGCAGCAACGUGGCCAUGAGCCACGGGAACAAAGAGGUGUUUUCCUGCCAGGGCAUCCAGCUGGCUGUAUACUGGUUCCUGGAGCGUGGCCAUCAGGACAUCACCGUUUUUGUACCUGCUUGGAGGAAAGAGCAGUCCCGCCCCGACGCUCCGAUAACAGACCAGGAGAUCCUGCGGCGGCUGGAGAAGGAAAAGAUCCUGGUUUUCACCCCCUCGCGGCGCGUUCAAGGUCGGCGCGUGGUCUGUUAUGACGAUCGCUUCAUUGUCAAGCUGGCUUAUGAGUCAGACGGCAUCAUCGUCUCCAAUGACAACUACAGAGACCUGGCCAAUGAAAAGCCAGAGUGGAAGAAAUUCAUAGAUGAGCGACUGCUCAUGUAUUCCUUCGUCAAUGACAAAUUCAUGCCUCCAGAUGAUCCUCUUGGACGUCACGGCCCCAGCUUAGACAACUUCCUGAGGAAAAGGCCCAUCAUGCCUGAGCAGAAGAAACAACCCUGUCCAUAUGGAAAGAAGUGCACAUAUGGCCACAAGUGUAAGUACUACCAUCCCGAGAGAGGAGCUCAGCCUCAGCGCGCCGUGGCCGACGAGCUGCGGGCCAGCGCCAAGGGCUGCGUCCCCUCCAAGAACCAGGGGGAUGCUGGAUUGGUGAAGAGCCACAGCGUGCCAGCUGGCACCAUCGAGGCAAAGAACGGCGCCCUAAAAAGGCAGUCGGAUCCCAGCAUCCGAGCUCUGUCGUACAGCGACGCUGAGGAGAAGCUAUUGGCCAAAAGUAGGUUGGAAAGUCAGAAGAGCAACGUAGGAGGGAGCAGCAGCAGCUCCAGUAGUAGCGUUAGCUGCGGCGGGGGUUUAACUAUGGGAGGGCCCCCGUCUGCUUUUAGCCUUCUGCAGGACCAGCAGUCCAGAUCAGGUGGGCAUCUUCCUGCCCCCGCCCAUGAUCUCUACCCGCACUGCGAGUCUCCAGACUUAAGCUACUACUCAGUAACACGGGCCUACUCUGGCCUGAGCCUCUCCUCCCGGCGAAGCCCGGACUGCCGCUACCCCAACGAUCAGGACCUACGGCACGGCUCCAUGGGCUCAGCUGGCUCCGAAUGCGGGAGUGAAAGCAGCGUCAGUUGUGGCAGCAGUGACUCCUAUAGCGACAGAUCCUGUCCCGGAUGCUCCGCCGAUACUUUAAUAGAAGAAAACCUUAUUUUCCAUAACCCCCCCAGUCACCUCUACGCCCAUCAUGUGCCCCCCUCUAACCAUGAGCUGUGCAGCCUUCAUGCUGCGGAUUACCCAAACAUCCAACACAACCACUCCUCUAAUCCAGUUCAUUCCUACCACCUGGGCUCUGCUUGUGGACAGAGCUGCGUUCAUGAGCCGCCGCCAUCAGAGGUACCCCCUAAGCGGCCCCUCUACCCGCUGCCCCCUCACCUCCAACACCAGCCCCUAGCUGCUCGCUCCAGCUGCCCCGGCGACUACCAGUCUCUGCCUCAGUCCAACCGUCAGCCCCCCGGCUCCCCCGUCGGCCGCUGCCUGGCGCCCACGCGAACCGAAAGCGUAUCUGACUCCCGCCUGUACGAACAUCUCUCUGCGUCUCACCAUCACCAUCGACCGAAAGCUCUGCCCAGCUGGGAGACUUACUACAGACAACCGUCGCUGCCGCCGCCGAGGUACGAGCCGUCGGCCUAUCAGAGUCUCCCCGAUACGCAUCAGACAUCUUGGCACCCACCUGGAUGGCCCCAAGAGGGCUACAGCCAGCAUCACUCGUCUCACCCAGCUCUGCACCCGUCCCCCACACGCUACCGAAGCCACCCCCCACCAUCGGCCCUCUCUCCGCACCCGCCUUACCCCCCUCACAGCUCCCAUCUUGUAUUUCCCCCACACCCUCCACCUCCAUACAGGUCACAGCACCCCGAGUCUCCAGUGCACGGCCGCUAUGAAGACGCCAGGGAGAAGGUGUACAUAAACCUUUGCAACAUCUUCCCCUCAGAACUGGUAAGCCGGGUAAUGGCCAGGAGCCCCCACGUCACGGACCCCCAGCAGCUGGCUGCCGCCAUCUUGGCAGAGAAAGCUCAGAGCGGCUACUGAUCAAUGGCCUCCCAUGUGAACAAUCACUCUAAAUAAGUAGUUUGAAUUAAAAACAAAAGAAAAACACAUGAAACUUUAAUGUUAAAGACGUAGGCCAAUUUUUGAAAAACACCUCAAAAGAUAAUCAAUGCCGACUGUAGCAACAAUUGUUUUAAUCUUCAACCAACUCAAAACAUUACUUUUUAAAACACAUUUAUAAAAAGGAAAGGGGGAAAAAAAAAGCAUUUUUACAUCUCUGCCAAAAGGAAACUAUUUGUUUCAAAGGAAACUCAUUAAAGAAAUAGAGUUCCUACACAAGAAGCUAUAUUACCCUAAUCUAAAGCAACACUGUAACAUUUAGCCACUAGGGGUCACUAGAACACUAACUUGGAAGUUAAGUGAGCUGAAAGCAGCUGGAAACGCUGCAGUUUGGCAAAAAUAAACAAAUACUCUGAGAAGUUUGAAAUGUGGACCACUUUUGACAUGCAGAUAAAGACAUCAUGGAGGUAUUUGUUAAAUCCAAGGCUGCAUUCACCCCCUAGAUUAAAUCCUACACCAGAGAACCAAAAUAUGUCAGAUUAGAUUAUGUGUUUUGUUACCCAAAAACAAAUUUAGCCUAGUCACAUGCUCAUUCAGCAACAGAUCCGACCGUCUCAUGCUACAUAGACGCCCGUAGCAUAGAUUUUAUUUAUAUUAUUACUUUUGUGAAAAACAGUUAGUGUUUCUUUUAUUCGGUCAUUUAUUAACUGUGUAUUAAGGUGAGCAGUCAUUUUCAGUCUAACCUGAAAAGCGCUUUUACCUGCAAUAAAGUCAGAUAUCAUGUUUUUAAAUGUUGGAAAAUAAUUUGCUUUUACUAAAUCUGCUGCCCUUUCAGUCUGUUUUGGGGGCUGAAAGAAAGGCAGCGCUUUACUUUUUUAUAUGUAUAAGUUCAGGCUUUUCACAAUUUAACAUACAUUUGUAUUCACAUAGUCACAUUAAGUGGUUGGUUCACAAUUAAAUAGUCACCAUAAAUGUUUUUUUUAAAGAAAUCCUUUGUCCCUCCGCCUGUUACAUCUGAGCAUUAUGGAUUUUGUGAUUUUCUGCUACAGUUCAACCUAAAUUGGUUUAUUCUUACAGUCACUGUGUGCUUUGUGGGUUUCCGUUCCCAUGGUUGUAACGAAAAGAUGGGUGUUCUAAAUGUUGUCGUUUUAUUGAGACGACAGUCUUUUUGGUCAGAGUUGUAUGCCGUAGAGAUGGGUGACCCUGUCCUGUGUACCUUAGUUUUAGUAAGGGACAUCUCUAUCUCUCUCUCUGGGCCCUGAACUUUUGGGUCAACCCUGGUUAUCUGCUUCAGCUCCGACGCUUCAUGGACAGCAACUGUAAAUAUAUUUAACCGUUUCCUCCGCUUUGCUUUCCGGGCAGUAGAGUCUGCCGUCGUCUGGAGCAGAUCCCAGCUGAAUUCACGCUAGACGGAGAAAAAAGAAAAAACCUGUUUGAUACAAAUUGUAUCAUGAACUAAGUCGCUGAUGUUAUAUACAGUACUUGAACUUGUUGAUGCGUGUCUAUCAAACUCUCUUAAUGUAUUGCUAUAUGACAAAGUGCAUCAAUAAUAGCUCUUUUUUUUUUAAAUCCCAAUCUUACAACUUUUUAUUGUUAAAAAUAUCUUUGAGACAAUUAAUUUCAGUAUUUUUUAAGAAAUAGUUGUAGACCUACUAUGUUUAGGUGUCAACUACAUUACCUGUUUUCACCUUAGCUGGCUUAAUUGUAUUAUUGUUAACGCUGGUAAAGAUUUGUAAAAAGAAAGAGGCCCUAUUGAUCAUGGUAUUUUGUCAUGAGUAAAUCAAUAUUUUCUGUUUCCCUGAGAUGGAAACAACUGAAAAUAACUCAUUCCUACAGCAACAGUUAAAAAGUGAAACAGCAACAGAGCUUUUUACACAUCUACACCAGUGUGGGCAAUAAUAGUCAAAGCUGAUUCUAAUAAUUGGGGAAACAUUUGGUGAUCUACAGCCUUAUUUUACUCUGAGGUUGGGGUCACUAGCAUUAUGUCAGGUCUCUUCCAAGUCAUUAUUUCAGUGAACUUAAACCAUUGGGCCGAUAUCCAUGUGGCCAUUUUGAAUUUCUCUUAACACCCAAAUUUCAUGAUUUCCAUCAGUCAUGGCUACAUAUAUAAAAACACACUUUUUACACUUUAAGGACUUUAUGAUUUAGAGUUCCUCUAUAUUUACAACAAACAAGAUGAUUAUUAAGUUCAUUAAAAAAUCCCAAGGAAAAAAAAAAGGAUUGAAACCUAAUCUAUUCCUUAAGCCACAUAAACAGUGGUCCUAGUUGCAUUUAUAAAUUCUUAAAGUAGGCAUUGUUUUUUUUUUAAAUUGCUAAACUGAUUUGGAUUUAUAUAAUUGAUGAGCAAUAGAAA
This is a messenger RNA of Cyprinodon variegatus (sheepshead minnow), 5484 nucleotides long. Its product is annotated as probable ribonuclease ZC3H12C. Lineage: Eukaryota; Metazoa; Chordata; Actinopteri; Cyprinodontiformes; Cyprinodontidae. The coding region runs from base 309 to 3113 and encodes 934 amino acids. Gene Ontology annotation, molecular function: RNA endonuclease activity; metal ion binding; mRNA binding. The transcript is spliced from 6 exons. The record is from RefSeq and is a predicted model, not a curated record. Gene Ontology annotation, cellular component: cytoplasmic ribonucleoprotein granule; nucleus.